This is a messenger RNA of Loa loa (African eye worm), 783 nucleotides long. RefSeq lists its product as hypothetical. Lineage: Eukaryota; Metazoa; Nematoda; Chromadorea; Rhabditida; Onchocercidae. The record is from RefSeq and is a predicted model, not a curated record. The coding region runs from base 172 to 783 and encodes 203 amino acids. The transcript is spliced from 4 exons.
UUUAGAUUUCUUUUAAAGUAGACAUUCUCAGUGCUGCUAUAUAAAUAUACGAAUUCGCAGGCAACUAACUGUUCCUUCUGUUUUGGAAUUAUUCAUUUCAACAUAUUCAUAAGCGGAUGUCGUCGUAGUGGAUUGCCGGAGAGUAAAACUCUUUACGAAUUUUUCGGAGUGAUGUGCAGUAGAAGUCCAACCUAUUGUGGUCAUAACCUUUGCUGCUGCGCUUCUACCAACUGCUAUCAUGAACUGCGUGAUCACUUCUUUCGAGGCAUUCUUCAGCUUAAAAAAGGUGUAAUUUGUGAUGUGUAUCGCCAACAAUGGAUAGGAAAUAGUCGUUCUAAAGGUUUGAACAGAUCAUCCUAUCCGACAUUCGAGCAGCUAUACAGACGCACCGACUGUACCGCAUGUGUCUCGCUGGUUGAUGAGGAAGGUGUGGAAAUGACUUGUACGGAAGAUGUUCGUAAUGCAUGUCGUGGUAUGGAUCUGUUUGUUGGAGGCGCUGUUGUAUGCAGUGGAAACGGUGAUUGCUGCUGUCAGGGAGAAGACUGUUCAGAAGCAUUACGGAAUUUCUAUUCAGGUCAUCAGAAAGUGUUAGGAACACCGCGAAUAUUUGCAUCAUUAAGUGGUGGUCAUUAUCUCAGUACCAAUCCACUAAUCAUUGCCGCUUCUCUAUCCAUGAUUGUUCUUUUAAAUCUGUGGCUUCGUUCUGUUUUACAAAUGUCCUCCACUGCAACAUUCGGAGGGAACAGUUUGCAUCCAAAAUUUCUCUCCUUAUUUCAGUUAUAA